Ostrea edulis (European flat oyster) is the source of this 1710-nucleotide messenger RNA. Its product is annotated as tripartite motif-containing protein 2-like. The record is from RefSeq and is a predicted model, not a curated record. The coding region runs from base 1 to 1710 and encodes 569 amino acids. Lineage: Eukaryota; Metazoa; Mollusca; Bivalvia; Ostreida; Ostreidae. Gene Ontology annotation, molecular function: protein binding; zinc ion binding. The transcript has a single exon.
AUGGCUUCCAGGGACGAUCCAGGAAUAGUAUUUUCUCAGGCGUUAAUCAUCUGUCAAGACUGUUCUAACAAAGCUAAGCUGUUCUGUAAGAAUUGUGAAGUAAAUCUCUGUAGAAAAUGUGUUGGUCAACAUAUGUUAUCGCCGCCACUCAAAGAGCAUGACGUUAUCAAAUAUUCCCACAAACAUUCUGGAAUCCCCAAAAUAGUUUGUCCUACCCAUAGAGAACACCGGUGUGACUUGAAUUGUCAGGAGUGCCACGUUCCUAUCUGUAUUGAAUGCAUCGCCUCAAUGGCGCAUUCAAGUCAUAAAAUUAAACAAAUUGCAGAAAUCUUUGAAGAACAUGAAGAUGUCAUAGUAAAGGAAACAGUAUUCUUAGAGGGGAAAAUUGCACCAGAAUACGUAAGGAUCAUGGAGUGGAUGAAAAGGGAUAUUCGUGAUUUGCCAAAGAACAAUGUUAGACUGAAAUCAAAGUUGUCCGAACAGGCUCGUAGACUACAUAGCACGAUUGAUAGGAUCGUCAAUAAACGGUGUGCUGAUCUUGAUGUUAUGAUGACUCGUGAUGUAACCAGAAUGAAGAAGAGUCUUUUAGAGUUUCAGAAUCUUUUAGAUGCUAUUCGUGAUGUUAUCCAGACGAAUAAAGAACUUCUGAAAGCCAGACGGAGUGAGAUCCUUAGUUACCAGUCGAAAAUAGACAAAUUUACAGAUAUGCCCCUACAAAGUAAGAUUCGAUCAGGCAGCUUUACACCAGCGAAGAUACGUGAUGAAGAAAUAUAUUCCUUACUUGGUAAUCUUUCUCCACCAACAACAACAAUUUCUGAACAAGCAAGUAUGAAGCAAAUAAAAGAACAAAUAGUUCGUCUGCAAUUUCGUCAACGUAAGCUGCUGACAAGACCGAAACUGACUGCUACUAUAGACACAGAGUACAAAGUACCAUAUGAAGUGAACUGCAUAGGGAAUGACCAAGCCUGGGUAUCUGGAAAUACUGACGCCUUAAGUCGAGUGAACAGUGCAGGAUCGGUUCUGGAAAGAGUUCGAACCCCGUGUGGUUCAUCUCCAUACGGACUAGCAGUGACCAAAGAUGGGGAUCUUUUAUAUACGGACAAUACGACACAAAAUGUAUACGUAGUGAAGAAUGGAAAAGUUGAGGCACUCAUUAGAACACAGGGGUAUCCAUCAGGAAUCUGCUCCACCUCGGCAGGAGACAUUUUUGUCGCAUUGAGCAAUCAAAGUUACACAGAGUAUGAUUGGAAUGACAGCAUUAGAGUAGGCAAAUACUGCGGUGCAUCACUAACACAAGAGAUGCAGUUUGAUGAAAACAAUCAACAGAUAUUUGAAAAUGGUUAUAGUUCCACAUUGCGAAUCACAGAGAAUAUUAAUGGUGAUUUUUGUUAUGUUGACUAUAAUGCCAACGAAGUUAUCAUCAUUAGUCCGCAAGGGAAUGUGAAAUCCACAUACGCAGGUCACAACGUACCUACAGGUGGUAAAACGUUUGGUCCCCAUUCCAUCACCACAGACAGACAGGGUCACAUCCUAGUGUCUGAUUUCAAGAAUGCCUGCAUCCAUAUCCUGAACAUGGACGGGCGAUUCUUGUCUGCCAUAGAGUGCGGUGGAUCGUCUCGUCCUCUCGGUGUCAGUGUGGACAGCGAAGACAGACUGUGGGUUGUUGAGGGAAACUCCAGAAAAUUGAUCAUAAUUCAGUACCUGGAUUAA